Molecule: messenger RNA, 2552 nt
Organism: Brassica rapa (field mustard)
Lineage: Eukaryota; Viridiplantae; Streptophyta; Magnoliopsida; Brassicales; Brassicaceae
Product: B3 domain-containing protein At3g17010
Molecular function (GO): DNA binding
Source: RefSeq, a predicted model, not a curated record
GGUACAACAAAAGGUUAAAACCAAGCGCUCGUAGCUUAGUGGUAAAGGAGGUACAGCUGUACUGCCCGCCACCCGGAUUCGAGUCUUCGCCACAACGGAUUUAACAUCCCUUCUGUUGGAGCGCUGGACCCCUUUCGGGGAUAGUUGGGAAUGUGGCUGUCCCAGAUACCAGAGUUAUCAAAAAAAAAAAAAAACAAAAACAAAAAGUUAAAAAUUAGAAACCAUUGGAAUGGAAUCAGAUUAGGGGUACCUACAAUGGUUUUCUGAGAAAACUUCAGCAAUUAUAAAGAGACUUUGCAAUGAUGCAAAAGGACAUGACGAAUCCUUUGACACCGGCGUUUAGGGUUUUUGCUGUCUGACCGUGCUGUUUUGGCUUUGAAGGCCUCCCGCAAGCUGUUCUAGGCUUAACAUGAUCAUAAAGAGCAGAUCAUCGGGAAGCCAAUAUUACUGAGUUCUGUCUUUUGGUUUAACUGAGAUUUCUCCUUUUGCGGCAAGGGGAUGUUCCAUCUCUGUCUAGGCUGGUGGUUAGCUGCUUGGCUUGUUGUGUCAGUCCCAUUAAGAAGAGCCUCUGUUUAGUCGUUUAUUUUAUUUUUCCACUUCUAGUUAUCUUUGUAUUUUUGUCAAAAAUAAAAAAUUGAUAAUAAUAUCUUAACAUUUUUACCAAAAAAGAAAAAGGUAAAUAAUUAUGUGUUAUAUUGUCUUGUGACCAAGUCAAUAACAGAAUUGUAUUGUCUUGUAACUGAAUAUUUGCGACCUUUUUAUCAAUACAGAAAAGGUUUGUUACUAGAAUUCAAAAUCUGAUUAUACAGUAUGGUCGAACUCGAAACUAUUUUCUCAUUUUAUAGCAUAUGAAUAUAUAUGUCUCGUGUGUUUAUUUUCUUUAGGUAUCACAGAAACACAUUAACUUGGUGUGAUCCUCAGAAGAUGACCUCAUCUUUGUAGGACCUUUUUGUUUUCCUUACUUUUCAGUUCCUAGAGGAAAAGACUUUGGACUUUGACUGCCAGAAACAUAAACUUUUUUAAAAAAGUUACUGAAUAUAAUUUUGAGGUUAAUGACUGUGGGUUAAAACAAAACGCAAGAAGGGAAAGUUUUAAGGGAGUGCUUUUGGCACAGGGAUAUUCAGGUACUAAAACAGGCAUAUUCUGCUUUUGCGUGUCUGUGAAGUCAGUUUGUAACAGCUAUUGUGUCUUUUCUCUCAACAUUCAGUUUGACUAUACAUGGGUGCUUUUUCACAGUUGUUUUUGAAAAUAAAUGAAAAAGGCAAAUUACUUUUGUUAGGGGAUAACGAGGCACACUUUCCUCACUUACAACACCAGAGAGUUUACCAGAGAAACGAAGAGAGAGAUAGUCAAGAGAGCCAAAGAGGAGGUUUUGGGUGAAAGAAAAACAAGUCUGUUGAAGUAGAGAGAUGGGUUGGAACGGUCGGAUUAAGGAAGAAAGGAAGAACCUGAGCUUCUUCAAGAUCUUCCAGAGUGCAGACCUAUCCUCUGAAUGCAUGAGAGCGCUUCCUUACAACUUCAUGCAAAACCUCUCCAAGGAAGACUUCUCAUACAAGAUGGUGAUAAGAGCGGAGUGGGGAAGCUCAUGGGAAGUAGACGUCUCCAAGAACCCGAGGUUCUACUACGUGGAGAAGUCCGGAUGGAACCAGUUCGUGAGCGACAAUGCCUUGGGAGACAACGAGUUCAUCACCUUUACUCACAAAGGGUCAAUGUCCUUCAACGUCAACAUCUACGGGAAGAACGGCAAGGAGAUUGUCACACCGCGAAAACCUCUUACAGCAACUCCUCUGAGUGGCGUGAAGAAAGAAGAAGGUGAGAGAAGCUACAAGGAUGUGAAGAAGGAAGAGGAGACAUGUGAGUCCAUGGAUGGAGUUGAGGUUGAAGAAACUACAAAGAAGGCUUACAAAACAUCCAAGAAGAAGAAGAAGAAGAAGAGCAAGAAAGUGGUUACUCAUGUGGAAGUUGGUGAAUCAUCGAGAGGCAGGAAGAAGAAAGCUGAGAAGCUCAAAACACUCAAGAAGAAGAAGAUCAAGACAGUGAAGAAAGGUGUUCCAGAGUUCGAAAUCACCAUAAGGAAGUCAUACCUCAAGUUCCUGUUACUUCCGAGGGUGUUUGAGGAGGAGCAUAUCCCUGGUGAGUCUAUGGAGUACACGAUCCAUCACUCGGAGAUGAAGUGUUCGUGGAAUGUGCUCUGCUUGGUGAGGGAGAAUCGGACAGUCUUCUCAAGUGGAUGGAGUCGAUUAGCACGUGAGUUUCCUUUGAAGGUGGGUGACAGGUGUACCUUCAAGCUCAUCAAACCAACAGAGUUUGUCCUCAUCACCAAGAAGAGUAGAAAGGAGAUCACUGUGAUUGGCUGAUGAAAGAAUAUUUUAGUGUCUUGCUUUUGCUUAUAUCUAUGGAGACAAUAUAUGAUAUCACUUUAGCUAAUGUGUUGUUGUGUUUCUGUGUCCGCUGCUGUUUAUUUCCCAUGAAACUUAUAUAACUUAUCUGUUUAUGAUAUUAGUAUUGAGACUUGCUUGCUUAAUCUUGUUUAUGCAAAUUAAUCUUUGAGA